Frankliniella occidentalis (western flower thrips) is the source of this 1380-nucleotide messenger RNA. RefSeq names its product proton-coupled amino acid transporter 1-like. The transcript has 6 exons. The record is from RefSeq and is a predicted model, not a curated record. Bases 52 to 1248 code for a protein of 398 amino acids. Gene Ontology annotation, biological process: amino acid transmembrane transport. Gene Ontology annotation, cellular component: vacuolar membrane. NCBI's taxonomy places the organism in Eukaryota, Metazoa, Arthropoda, Insecta, Thysanoptera, Thripidae. Gene Ontology annotation, molecular function: amino acid transmembrane transporter activity.
AGUUAUGCAGAGACGCUCAUACAUUACAUCAAAGCCAACACGGGCGCCGGCAUGUUCGCCAUGGGAGACGCCAUCAAAAACUCGGGCCUCGUGCUGGGCCCGUCGCUCAUAGCCGUCGUCGGGACCAUCUGCGUGUUCGCCCAGCACCUGUUGAUCAACGCCUCGGCGCACGCUGCCCAGCGCCUACGGCUGGCCGUGCACCCCGACUACCCCGAGACGAUGCAGUACAGCUUAGAGGCCGGGCCCUGGCUCUUCCCACGAUGGGCAGUCGCCGGCAGGAAGACAGUCUACGUCUGCCUCGUGUGCACCCAGCUCGGCUUUUGCGCCGUCUACUUCAUGUUUGUCGCCUCCAACAUGAAGCAGGUGCUGGACCAGUACCUCCCCGCAAUCGACGUGCACGUCUACAUGGCCAUGGCGCUGGCGCCGAUUCUCCUCGAAUGUUGGGUCCGGAGUCUCAAGUACCUCGUGCCGUUCUCGCUGGUCGCCAACGCCUGCAUGUACGCGGGGAUCGCCAUCACGCUGUACGUGUGCGUCCGGGACGGGCUGCCGCUCCCGGCCGACCGGAGCCUGUUCGCCGACGUCAGCCGCCUGCCGCUCUUCUUCGGCACGGCCCUGUUCUGCUUCGAGGCCAUCGGGCUGACGAUGGCGCUCAAGAACGAGAUGCGGAACCCGGACGACUUCUCCCGCCCCUUGGGCGUGCUCAACGUGGGCACGGCCUUCAUCGGCGUGCUGCUCAUCACCCUGGGCAGCGUCAGCUACAUCAAGUACGGCGAGGACGUCCUCGCCCUCAUCCCCCUCAACUUUGAUCAGUCGGACGUGCUCUGCCAGGUCAUCAAGGUGGGCCUGUGCAUCGGCAUCCUCUUCACGUACCCCAUCCAGGCCUUCGUCCCCUUCGAGAUCAUGUGGCCUGCAGUGGAGAGGCGCUUCCGGCCGCUGCGGUACCCCGUGGCCGCCGAGCUAGCCUUCCGGUCCGCCGUCGUCCUCCUCACGUUCGCGCUGGCCGAGUCCAUCCCCCGCCUGGGACUCUUCAUCUCUCUGCUGGGCUCGGUGUCGUCGGCCUUCCUCGCGCUCAUCUUCCCCCCGCUGAUGGACUGGUGCUGGCGGUGGCGCCACGGCGCGCCCGCGUGGCGCCACGCCACCAACGCCGCCAUCCUCCUCCUCGGCGUGUUCGGCGGCUCGUGGGGCGCGUACGCCGCCCUCGUCGAGAUCGUCGACGCCUUCGCCAAGGGCGAAAUGACAGUCAGCUGACUCCCAUGACAAUCACGCACAGCUCAGAAUCUUUUUAUACGAAAUGUUCUCUUUUCUCUAUAGGAUAACGAUGAAAUAAAAACACAAAAGGGAACGCAAGACCACUCCUGUCAUCCCAAGACUUUAGAAACA